Messenger RNA from Cryptomeria japonica (Japanese cedar), 7056 nucleotides. RefSeq lists its product as uncharacterized. The coding region runs from base 83 to 6865 and encodes 2260 amino acids. The transcript has 2 exons. Lineage: Eukaryota; Viridiplantae; Streptophyta; Pinopsida; Cupressales; Cupressaceae. The record is from RefSeq and is a predicted model, not a curated record. Gene Ontology annotation, molecular function: GTPase activity; GTP binding.
UACAAUCAAUACCGAAAUUUUCUUCUACAAUUUGCACUUUCCUGUGCCUUUGUGUAAUCUCCUUUUAAUUUUCCAAUUCUCUAUGUCGGAUCUCGCUUCAACCCAAAUGAAAGGAAUGGAAGAAACUGUCAAUGCCAUGAAAGAGAGGCGAUCUUCCCCUGGAGAGGAGGAGACGUUCCCCAUGCCUCCGUCUGCCGACACUCUGCCACUGCAUUUUCAAAGGGCAUUUGUGCAACCGCUUUCACCUAAUUUGUUUAGGGUGAUGCGCAUCGUCCCUGACAUGCAAGAUUACAGCUUUGUUGAAAAGAUUCAGCUCCCACAAGAUGAAGUUAUACGCCUCUGUAAUAAGCUUGUCCCCUCUUCUGCCUCGGCUUCCUCAGGUGAGCCCCCGCGUGUUCAUAUCAAUUUCAAUUCACUCAAUCAACAACGCUUAGCGGCGGUCGGGUUCUAUGGAGAUAAGAACAUGAUCAUACACACUUUCCGCAAGGAAAGUCUUGUGGAUGAUUCCGUUCUUGCGAAGAUGGAAGGAAGACUGUUCGAGCCGGGAUUGUACGUCAGUCUUCCUGAUAAGGUAAGUUGUGCAGUAGUUUUUUACUGGCAUGAAGGUGAGCAAUUGAAGCAGGCUUCUAGAAAAGAUGUGUCUUGCAAUUUUAUCAGAUACCUAGUUGAGCUAUGUGAUAGCGUAUAUGUCUAUGUGGAAGGGAAUUAUCCGUUUGCAAAUCUGGCUGCUUCUGCAACACGAGCUGGUUCAAAAACUAAGCGCACAAAAAGGAUUCAAUUCUCCGGCGUGAAGAACUCGGAGAAUGAUGUGGAGCUCAUGGCUGGUUAUAAUCUACGAAUUGAGGGAGGAGCGAACAGUGAAAAAACUUCAUUAGAACCGAGUGGAAGUGUUCCAGUUGUCAAUAAUCAUGAUGGAACAGUAGUCUUUUGCGAGGGAUAUCAUUACUUUUGUUUCCUGACAACAGAAACCAGAGCUGCAAGGAAGUCUACAAAAACAGAAGAGGUGUCUGUCAAGGCUUCUGGGUUUGGCAAUAUGCAUAGAAACUGGUCGUCGGUGUCUAAUGUUGAUUACUCUAGACUGAGUGAUAAUCAAUUCAUAGACCUGAUUGAAAAUAGUCAGCCACAAGAUUUUGAGAAGUACUUUAAGUUUAAGGAAUCUCUUAGGACGAGCGACUCAGCGAAAAAUGUUGCCAAAUUUCAGGAGUUUGAGAGACGUUUUCUCAACGUCAUUCCAGAAUUCUGUCCGCAUGUUCCCCUUUUUGUGGGUGGAGAGACUAGUGGGUCGAAAUUAGUGCAUGCAAACGAGUCAAAUUCAUCCUCUGAGGACGAGAGAUUUAAGCAACUGCAACGAGAGCUUCCAGUUAUUUUAGCAGUCAAGGAUAGUGUUUGUCAUGGAGAUCAGUGGCUGCUGCUGCUAGGAUCCGACAUCAGGUUCGUUUCUAGUGACGGUGAGCAUGUGAUCAUCUUUGAAAGUUUGGACCAAACAAAGCAGACGCCGCCUUUUAUCUCUUAUGGACAGGAAGUAGAUGCAAAAUGCUCCAGUCAGUGUGGCUGCUCCACAAAGAUCAAAGGAAAGGCGACGUUUCUACAACCUACAAACGGCAUGAAGGACUUCCCAUUGUCAGGUGAGAUUGUCAAAAUUGUAUUCUUUCCUGUUACUGCUAAAUCGGGUAUUAAAAGGGAAGUUGAAGGGAAAGUUCAUCUUGUCAAUAAGAGUGACACUUAUUGUGCCAUCCGUAAUUGGGUAGAAAACAUGGUUCCUAUUGAAUUAAAAAGCAUUGAAAGAAAUAUAGGUUUCACAGCUUUCUUGUUAGCUUCUGACCAGCGUCUAGGUUUAACAUUUAUUGAAAAACAUUUGACAACCCAAAACAUACAAAUUCUGCCACCCGAAAUCCAUGAUCAGUUUGAGAAGUUCCGCAGUGCCCACUUUGCUCAGUCCAUAAUCGAUCUAGAAGUCCUUUUAUCUAGUGACACUUUCAAAGCCGUGUGUUGUCAUGCUUAUAAGGACAGUGAACUCAAGUUUAAGGAAAAUAUAAAGGAAUUGUGGACUCGUUUGGGAAGUUUGGCCAACAGUCGACUCCAAGAAGCGGAGGAUGAGUUUAUACAAGAAUUGAAGAAGAAGAUGUCAGUGUUAAAGGAGGACAACUUAGCUACCAGGUAUGUAGAAGAAGUUGUAAUUCAACGUCAGUCACGUAACCUAAUACAAGUUGUGGACUUCUGGAGUUCGCAAACAGAACAAGUGGAGUUAAAGUUGAAGGUAUCAAUUGUGGAGGAACAUCCGUUCGCCAUGGUUUAUAAAGCGUGUGAGCUUACUCCAAUGAAGAAAGACUUAUCUGAUUUUAACAGCAACCCCAGUCGUCCAAUUGUCCCAACAUGUGGAGAAUCAGUAGAGUUAGUAUCCAUUAAUCCUCAGCAUGAGAGAUUAUUUAAAGUUGUUGUCCUGAAGUCGCGAGAGCUGAUGGUUUUUAUUCAGAGUUUCAGAGAUUCCUCCAUGUAUUUGUACCGUUGUCCCAAGAUUGGUGUCAACAUAAAUAGUAUUGGUCGUCCUAUUCAUACAUUUAGGAGGGGAUUCGAUUUGUUGGCUGCAGAUGAAGCUACGAGAUCUAUCGCUCUUUAUGAAAAAGACAAAUCAAGGAUUUUAAUAUAUAAGUUUGAUGAGUCAUUUAGGAAGGUCUAUUGGACUGGAGUUGAGGUCAAUCUGGAAUCAUAUCAAGGGAGCAAGAUCAUUGUAUGGAUGCAUUUAAUUCCAGGGAAAAUGGAGCUUCUCUUGGUUGAUGACACUAACAGAGCAAGAGUGGUUGAAAUCCACGAAAAGCCGAUGAUGAAGGCCAGGCAUAUUUCUCUUCCUCUGGAUCAGAAAUGUUUGAGAGCAUGUGUUUCUGUUGACGGCGAUUUCCUCCUCGUCUUCAGACAGUUGAAACGUCAGGGUGAAGAUAUUGAUGUUGAGGGUAGACAACAUGCAAGUCUUGAAAACAUACUUGAAAUUUAUGUUUUGGGUGAUACGAUGAGCUACUUGAAGAAAAUCCCUUUAAAUGAGAGAGAAUAUGGUAUAUCUGAUUUGGAACAGCUUGCGGUGAAAAUUGUAAGCUUUGGACGACAAAGUCAGCUUCUCCUAUAUAGUCCUCUAGAUGCUCCUGGUUUUAUCUUUUCUCGUGUUCUGAAAACUUCUUUAGCCAAGGAUGUUAUUCAGUUGCAAACAGUAAAUGAGAUUAAAGCUCAUGAAGAUGAAGCAGAUAUUGCUGUGCGGUGCCCAUAUUUGGGUUACAUAUAUCACAUUUUUGACAAGUUUGGAACAACACCUAAGUUGUUUCCUGAUGCUAAGAAGCGUAUAACAUUCAAAGUGGUACUCGAAAGGAGCAGAGCAGGUCAAAACAACAGUGAGGCAUGUAUCAAAUAUUUAAAAGAACUUGUUAGACAACUUAAGUCUGGGAAAGACAAAGAUUUUUCAAAUAUGGAGAUUCAAUUUGAAGUGAAUAAUGUAGAGACUAGUCCUAUUUCAGCUGCUGCAGAGCAGGAGACACAAGUGAAAAUGGGAGCAUGGGUUCGCAAGCUCGUUUGCCUUGUUCCAGUCCAAAUAGCUCGUGCAGAAAACAACGCAUUGGUAGCUCUAAAGGAUGGACUUCAAAUACCCCCUGAUGUUAGCUACGAGGACAGCGUAUCACUUGCUGAUUGUAUACGCUUUGGGUUCUAUGAUGCUGUUCUUAGCAGUUGGAAGGACAAGAUUAAGGUCAUAUCCUCCAUGGGAAAGCAAAGUAGCGGAAAGUCGUAUUUGUUGAAUCAUCUGUCAGGUUCUCUUCUUGAUGUUGCAGGUGGCAGAUGCACAGAUGGUGUGUGGAUGACCAUUGUAACGGCAGAAGAUGGAAAUGGCAGCGGGGGAAGCAGUUGUUUGUAUGUGCUAUUAGAUUUCGAGGGGCUGGGCAGUUUUGAAAGAAGCGAACAAGAAGAUAUGCUUCUCUCUGUUCUUAAUGCUGCUGUCAGUAACAUCACAAUAUUCAACAAAAAGGAUUUUCACUUAGAUAAAGAGACAGAAACUGCUUUCAGCCGGUUCCAGAGUGGCAUCAAUUUACUCAAGCAGGACAAAAUGUUAUUCAAAGGCCUAUUUUACAUUGCCAUCAAGGAUGUGGACACAUCCGAUGUAGCAGAUCUUAUCCAGGAAUUUUAUGAGAAAAUUUCUCAAAUAUGCACCAAGCAAGAGAAUUUCAUUUUAAGAAUGUAUGAUGGAAAGGUAACGAUUGCUGCUAUGGCUCCUUACAAUAGAUCUGAGUACUAUAGAGAGAGCUUGAGAGACCUAGCUGAGACAGUGACACAAAGAAUCCAAUAUUGCUAUGAUAAUGGAUUCACUUUCUUGAGGGAUAUGAAGCUAAUCAUAGCUCAAAUUGCAAUCAAAGACUGGACAUCCAUAGACAACAAACGAGUUGCAGUAACAAUUAAUAUUCUGAAGAGAAAUCUUCUACCGGCGGUACACAUGGGAUCUCUUCCUGGGACAAAUGGGAAUGAAGAAAUUAGGGUCUUGCAUAAUUUCGACACACAGGAAGAAAUUCCUGAUUUUCCUGUUGCUGUCCAGGAUAUUUCAUGGAACAUAAAGGAUUCGGGACUCUGUCUAUCACCGUUGAAAGAAUCGGCAACUCUUGUUACUGUUACAGAUGUUUUAUCUCAAAUCAGGUCAAAACUGGAGAUGAUUUUACCUAGGAAUGGUAGAAAAGGCGACGAGUGGUUUUCUUUAUUCCAGAAGUUUAGGAAUGGUAGAAAAGGCGACGAGUGGUUUUCUUUAUUCCAGAAGUUCCUGGAGGCGCUGGUAGACAGAAGGUGUCACAGAGUUCAACAGUGGAUAAAGUCAAACACCACAGAUUUUUGUGAUAGUGAUGAGGUGCAAAGGUUGCAGCUAGAGGCCAACGUAGUUCUUGGCGAAACAAAGCAAGGCCUAUCAGUUUGUGGAUACAAAUGUUAUCUUUGCUUUUGGAGCUGUGUGAUAGAGAAGGGCCAUGAUGACCACCAUGAUUGUAUGGGGAGUCACUUGUGUACAGAAACUUGCAGUCAUUGUGCUCGAGAUGGGGACAUCUUAAUCUCAUGCAAGGAUCUGGCAGGGCAUGAAGGAGCUCACGACUGCAAAGAAAGAAACCAUACCUGCAGCGAGAGGUGUUACUUAUAUGGGAUGUCUUCAAGUUGUAAUAAGGAAUGUUCUCUCCGGGUUGGGCACCACGGCCAGCACAAGUGUAAUUCUCCUCAGCACAUAUGCGGGAUAAAAUGCUCUCUUCCAAGCUGCAAGAAUCCCUGUACUUUGGUGAUUGAAUCCAACCAUAUAAGGCAUCAGUGUAAUGAGAGAUACUGUCAAAGGACAUGCACGAUGAAUGAGUGCAAAAUGAGAUGUGGAGCUGAAAAUCAUUUUCAUGACUUGGAUCCAAAUGCAGAGCAUUUGUGUGGGAAUGACCAUAAGUGUCCCGAAAAAUGUGAGUUGGGAAACUGUGAAAUUAAAACCAAGGUUGACAAACAAACCCUAGUUUUUCAGGGCCAGAGGGGACCUUUCGAGUAUGAAAAUGUGUCGCAACAAGACGUCCUGAAUAAAGGCUGUUGUAUUCGCAUUCCUCCCAACAAAAGAAAUCAUGAAGGUCAGCAUGUUCACACAAGACAGGAAAAUUGUGUGCAUUUUUGUCUCACCAGAUGCCAAUCUUGUGGAUACUUUUGCCACCACCCAAUAAAUCACUCAGGCUUGCACGAUACAGUGCAUGGCAAUAUGAGAAAUGUGAGAUUCGUUUCGGAGGAAGAAGAUAUUGACAUUAUAGAUCGCAAGUAUAAAAGGGGAGAGAAAGGUAUAGCAGAAAUGUGUAACAUGUUUUGCAAGAAACAGGGUCGAGGGCAUAUCCAUCUGGUUCCAUGUCCGGGCUCCAGCAAAUGCACCGGCAACCUCUAUGAUGGUUCAAGACACGAAACUGUGAAAUAUGGACCUGAGGAGGAUGUUCCAAAAGAUGAGAUGACUCAUGAUACAUUCUGGCAAUAUGUUAGGUUUGUUGAUCCUUGCACGGACGAAGAGAGGAAAGGGUUUGACCGCUGUAAUCACUAUUGUAAAUCUGUGGAGCAUGAUACAAAGUCCGGUAGUUUUGAUAAAAUAUAUUGCACUGAAAAACUGUGGCACCCACCAAUCGAGAGAAGUGGACAGAAUGUGAGCUUGGGAGGGUAUAUAACUGAUGAUGGCCAUCAUUUUCCUUGUUAUCAUUAUAAGAAUCCCCUUCACCAUGUAAUAUUUAUCAUUGACAGAUCGGGUUCGAUGGGCUUCUGGGACAUGAUACCCACUAUGGCAAAGUUUAGCAACCAUAACUGUAGGCUUGGAUGCGUAUAUGAGGUUAUUGUGAGAUUCAUGAAAGUCCGCCUUGGAACAAUUUCUGGUGAUUCUGUAUCUGUGGUUCUGUUUGACGAUAUCGCAGAUGUAGCUGUAGAGAUGGAAGACAUGAAAGAAUAUGUUGUCGAUCUCCUCCUCCAUUUUUAUGCUUGUGGAGGAACUGCCUACUCAACAGGGUUGGAUGCUGCAGAGAAUAUAUUAACGAAAGCAGCUCGACACCAGUCUGUGAAGAUGAAAAUACCAGUUGUCAUCUUCCUUAGCGAUGGAGGAAACUGGGGUGGAGUGGAUCCCCUAUAUUGUGUGGACAGAAUGAAAAGACAGGAGCCUAGAAUGACACUUCACACUGUUAUGUUUGGAGUGGAUCCAACAGAGGGCAUCCUGAUUGAAAUGGCAAAGAAAGGAGGCGGAAAGUUUCACAGAGCAUAUGAUGAGAUUCAGUUGGCCCGUACCUUUGAGAAUCUGGCCAGUAGUCUCAAAUCCCCAGUUGUAGACUUGAUGCAGGCAGUACCACCUACGAAAUCAUCCAUUUAAUUUUGCUUUGCUUUGGUCAAUAUGUUUUGAACUAUGAUAUUUUGCCAACCUCCACUAUUUAAAGUGUGCACCCUCGGUGCUUCAGAAGAGUAGUUGUGUAAGCCUUGGGCUUUGAAGGUUGCGUAUGUUUCCAUUAAUCCAUUUUUAUGUAGAGCAGUAGAAUGCUAUAUUUUCAAUCAGUUGAUAAAUUA